Molecule: messenger RNA, 2256 nt
Organism: Symbiodinium sp. CCMP2592
Lineage: Eukaryota; Dinophyceae; Suessiales; Symbiodiniaceae
Source: the annotation of a GenBank genome assembly
AUGCUGCAAAAGGCACAGUCUCAGUCGAAUCGGGCUACGGACGAAGAGAUCCCGGACAAGACCUACGCAGAUGUCCUCAGCCAGCACUUGCAGUCACUGCAAGUGACCUUGCUCCAACAUCAUGCUGCUGAUUUGGGCAGGCUGCGUGACCAGAACGACAAGUUGAAGCGUCAGCUAACAUCUGCGCAGACACGGCUGCGGGAUGUGACGGGCGUCGACGAAGUUCCACAACCUACAAUGAUUUCGUCGGUGCCUGCGUUGCAAGGCCAUCCUGUGUUGGAGCGGGAGGAGAGCGCCGCGUCGGGCCAAGUUUCGAAGCUGGUGUCCAGCAGUUCGCUGCCCGUGGAUAUCACGACUAGUGACUUGAAGCACUGCGAGCGCUGGGAAACUCUGACCACAAAGCUGAUUGAGUCUGCCGGCUGCAUGACUGCAUUCGAUGCCCCGACACCCAAGCCGAGGAGUACGGCGGGGAUAAUGUGCGAGCUGAAGAUGCGACCGUCCUGGAGCCACUCCUUGGUGCAGACAAAGGCAACCUACCAGAGGUCAAGAUCCCACAUCGCGGCACUCAGGGAGAUGUCGUCGACACUGAAGAUCAAUGAUGCAUUCACCGACAGCUCCUUCCUCCAGCGCUUUGUGGUGGGACCUCACAGCAGACAUCAGCUCGUGUGGGCGAUUAUAGCCAGCGUGUUCAUCAUCUGGGAUUUGAUCACCAUUCCCUUGGAGAUGUUCAACGUUGCAGAGUUCAUCCGCGUGCUGGAUAUUGUGGGCGUGGUCUCGCUGUCUUUCUGGGCGAUGGACAUUCCCCUGCAUCUUGUCUUCGGGGUGCAGCUGCGGGGAUCCCUCGAGAUGCGACCGUCAAAGCUGUGGAGUAUCUACGUGCGCUCCUGGCUGGCCAUAGACAUGUUGAUAGUACUUCUUGACGUCGCGCUCAUCCUUCUGGAACAGUUGUCGAGCGGCCACAGCAACGGUGCUUUCAGAUCCGCCCGCUUUUUGCGAUCCCUUCGGUUGCUUCGGCUGUUCCGGUUGGUACGAGUGGCCAAGCUUCAGCGGGAGCUUUCCUUGGUGGCAAGUCGUUUCUUAUCAACUUAUGCUUUCAUGGUCAUGAAGAUUGUUGGCGCGCUGCUGAUGAUGCUGGCAAUUAACCACAUCAUCGGAUGCUGCUGGUUUGGCAUUGGAACUGGGACUGAAAGCGACAAAACUUGGAUUUAUCGUAUCGGAAUCGAAGAUGCAGAUUUUGCGACAUCCUACGUGAGCUCGAUCCACUGGGCUUUGACGCAGUUCACACCCUCGACGAACAAUAUCGCCCCUGAAAACGGCGUUGAAAGGUUUUUUGCCAUCUGGGUGAUCCUGCUCGCAAUGGGUGUCUAUUCAUCCUUCAUUGGAUCCAUCAGUUCAACGGUGAAUUCUUUGCGAGCUGUCCGCGGCGAGAAGAUCAAGCAGCAAUCCAGGCUGCUGCAGUUCUUCAUCGAGAGAAAUCUUUCCUUGGAUCUGUACGGCAGCAUCCAGGAGACCCUCCGCCGCGAAGGCACAGUUGAAGUGCGACUCAAGGAGGCUGAAGUGAAUUUGAUCAGUGGCCUGCCAGAGCGUUUCAAGCAACAACUACAUGAGGAGCUCUACAUGGCAGCCGUUCAGCGCUUACCUUUCUGGCCAUCCUGGACCGAAUGUCGGACCGUGGACAGUUUCUUCUUCAACAGCUUGUGCCAUCAAGCCGUCGGCGAACAUGUGCUUAUGCCUGGUGAGGAUGCUUUCAUGCCAGGGACCUUCUGCGAGCAAGCCUACAUUGUGGAGAAUGGCUUCAUGAACUAUAGCUUGGGCAACCAUGAGUGUGACGAGAUAGAAAGGGACGCGAUUCUCUGCCUGACUUGUUUGUGGUCGGAGUGGCAGCACGCUGGCCGCCUAUCAGCCAACUCGGGCACCAGCUAUUACAUUACUAUAAAGAGCGACGAGUUUUGCAAAAUCACGACACGCUUUGGAGCUCGUCUGUGCGUGUACCUGCAAGUCCUCGGGAUCCUGAUUGUCGGAGCGGUUGAAAACCAGCACGAACAAGGCAUCGCCACCGACCUUAACUUCGAUUGGCAGCGCAUCCAGGAGCUCGCUUCAAGAGCCGAGAGGUUUCAUUCCAUCUUCGACUCCUUGGACAAUUCUGCCCUGCAGAGCUCUUCGCUUGCGAAGAUUACCAUGGUCACUUCCCCCGGCUCCCACUUGCCAUCGUACCAAGACACCAGACAUGAGUCGGUGAUGGACAGCUGGAUCUGA